Molecule: messenger RNA, 1518 nt
Organism: Anopheles cruzii
Lineage: Eukaryota; Metazoa; Arthropoda; Insecta; Diptera; Culicidae
Product: NEDD8-conjugating enzyme UBE2F-like
Exons: 3
Coding region: 295-909 (204 amino acids)
Source: RefSeq, a predicted model, not a curated record
CUCGCGCAACGAACGAAAGAAAAUAGUAAUUCCCAAGAUCCCGCGCCGCCCUCCUGCCCCCACCCGAAAGGUCUAAAGGUCUAAGUGGCAACAAAGUGUUUUGAGAAUGUUGGAUUUACUUUAACACGAAACAGCAAAAAGGCGGAAGCGAGGCGGUAGGCGGUGGUGUAGCAGGUUUACGGUGGCGAUUCGGAACAACGACGACCACGACGAGCCAAAGCAAAACGGCGAUCAGCUGACCACCGGGACGGGGACGGUGCUCGUAACGCAGCUCACCUAACAAGCCACGAGAGAAUGAUCACCCUCGCUCGGAAGAAGAAAGAAUCGAACAGUGGCGGGACGGCGGGAGCAGGCAGCAACGGCGGUUCCGGAGCGACCACCACCGGGAACGGUCCGCUGGCGGACGCCCCGAAGCGGAUAUCGAUCCGGGAGUUCCUGCUGGUUAAGGAGGUCCAGGAGCUGGAACAGAAUCUACCCACCACCUGCAAAGUUACGUUUCACGAUCCGAACGUGCUGAGCGAGUUCACGCUAGCGAUCACUCCGAACGAGGGUUUCUGGUGCGGUGGCCGCUUCAAGUUCAGCGUGCUAGUACCCGAAGAGUACAAUAUGGCCCCCCCGAAAGUCAAGUGUCUCACGAAACUAUGGCACCCCAACAUCUCCGUCGACGGUGAUAUCUGCCUUUCGCUGCUACGGCUCAACUCCAUCGACGGCCUAGGCUGGGCACCGACGCGGCGGCUCAAGGACGUCAUUUGGGGACUCAACUCACUCUUUACCGACCUGCUCAACUUCGACGAUCCGCUCAAUAUCGAGGCUGCCGAACAGUACUCCAAAGAUAAGGACCGCUUCCAAGCGAAGGUCCGCGAAUACGUCUUACGCGCAAAGAUCAUAGAUCCUCACGCGUUCCAUUAGGCGGGCCACGGCGGUUCACGACACAUGGGAUCGCUUGAACCGCCCUCCUCACGCGUCCAGCGGCGGAUGAUAUUGCACACGAUUAUCUUCUGAAAUGGCGCCGACCAAAAACUGAGGAGGAGAAAAGUCUUCACAACACACUGUAGUGCAGAGAUAGAGAAAAAGACGUUUUUUACUACUCGUUUACUAGAAAGUGGGGAACGCAACGCGCCCGAACCUGCCCGGCACGUCCCGGUCACGAUGGCCAAGGACGACCGCAGGCAGAUGUGAUGAGUUGGGCGCGUUGGAGAUUAGAACACCGGACUGUUAUUUGGCCGACGGCGGCCCUCCUGACUGUUGAUUGAUUGUGACGAACUUCUUUAUUAUUCUUUCCUAAGAUGUAAUUUAAUGUGUCUCCCCCCGCGUCGUGUGUUGUUUGAUUUUUUUAUUUGCUACGACGCCGCGCACUGGAAGAAGGAAGUGCGCGGUACAGAUAAAAGGUGCCGCCGUUCCGUCGAAGAACGAUUGUAAUUAUACAUAACAAAACCGAAAAAUGCUGGUAAAUACUGAUAAUCGAAUUUUCGCCUGUAAGAUUAGCAAUGUCUAGAGAAAUAAACGAAAACGAGCAGC